This is a messenger RNA of Penicillium concentricum, 264 nucleotides long. RefSeq lists its product as uncharacterized. The record is from RefSeq and is a predicted model, not a curated record. NCBI's taxonomy places the organism in Eukaryota, Fungi, Ascomycota, Eurotiomycetes, Eurotiales, Aspergillaceae. The transcript has a single exon. The coding region runs from base 1 to 264 and encodes 87 amino acids.
AUGCUUUUUAUACUUUCCAUUUCCCGGACUAUCUGGUUCGAUUUCCGGCCAUUUGGUUUGUCCCGACAGAUCAUGAAACUGGUGCCGAAUGGAUGUGAAUUCCGUCGGCCGGCUCUCAGCGGAAUGGGCGCGAAUGACGUCGAGGAAUACCUGCCUACAUUCAAUCGACAUCCGGACAACCGCUCGUCCUCUACAGCAGAAAUUGGUCUAGCUCAUUCGCUCACCUAUUCUUCAUUGGCUGCCAAGCUUGCUUCGACUGCGUGA